Molecule: messenger RNA, 2083 nt
Organism: Bombus pyrosoma
Lineage: Eukaryota; Metazoa; Arthropoda; Insecta; Hymenoptera; Apidae
Gene: Aatf
Product: protein AATF
Exons: 3
Coding region: 394-1950 (518 amino acids)
Biological process (GO): regulation of transcription by RNA polymerase II
Cellular component (GO): nucleolus; nucleus
Source: RefSeq, a predicted model, not a curated record
AUCUAUACAUUAUCAUAUGAUUUAUGUAAGUUAAUAAAUACAUAUGAAAGUAGUUACUUUGUAUUAUCGUAAAUUUCCAAAAAUAUAUAGCUUUCGAAUUCUAUAUUCUUGAGCAUCUUCAUAUUUGUCACUGUUACUAAUGAUAUAUCCAUUUCUCAGUAUCGAAUACUAGAGUACUGUAUAAUACAGUUUAGUACAGUUGUACAUACUACUAUACGACUUGUGAUACAGUCUGCUACUGAAUACAGUUAUAGAGAUAUAUCGUGUGAUCGAGUGUAAAGAUAUAGUACGUGAGGGAACUGAAAAAACGGUUCAUCAACCCGUAUAGAAAGGUGCACGUGGUAAAAUUCAUCAUUUAUAGUUGAAUUAAUUCAUAUUUGUUUGACCGAAGCAAUGGCUUUAAAAGCACAGAAGAAAACCUUAGCAGACAAAGUGAAUUCAUUAGUUACUACAACACCAGCAACUUUUAAUUCGGACGAUGAAGCGGAAGACACGAAAGCAAAAUUAGUUGAUCGUUAUGAUGAAAGUGAUAAUUCAGAUAGUAAUUUCCAAAUUUCGGAGAUACGUAAACGAAAUGUGGAUCUCUUGGAUCAAGUGGACGAAAGGUAUAAAGGUAAAAAAGUUUCAAGAAAAGAUAUAUAUGAGGAUGAUGAUGAUGAAGAUCAAAGCACAUCAGAAAGUGAAGAUGAAGAAAUGAAUAGUAUGGAGGGAGAAAGUGAUGAUAUCAACAACAGUAAUAACGAAGAAGAUAUAGAAGAUGAUGAUAGCAAUAUGGAGGAUAAUGAAAAUGAUGAUUCGAAUGAGGAAAUGAGUUAUGAUAGUAAAAUGAAUUUAGAAAAUGAUUCUGAAAAUGAAGAUAGUAAGGAUAUUCUUUUUACAAAACAGGGGACAGAUAUCAAGACAAUAUCACAGAUAAAUAUAAGAGCAGAUAUAGAAAAAGGUAGUUGUGUUAGAAAUCAAUUAAAGCUUUGGGAAAAUUUGUUAGAAAUAAGAAUAAAAUUACAAAAAUGUUUAAUUACGAGUAAUCAAAUGCCUCAGCAUGAUGUUUAUCAAAAUUUUAAAAUGGAUGCAGAAUACACAAAAACAGCUAAUGAAGUAAAAAAUAAGUUGAAAAUAUUAUUGAAUAAUAUGUUACAGUUACAAACUUUCUUUUUAAAACAGUACCCUGAAACAAAAAAUUUAUCUAUGUCUAAUAAAAAAAGGAAAGCUGAAGAAAGCACAGAUGAAAUAGCAAAUACAGAAGAUCCAAUGGAUGAAGAAAUUCUUUCGGAUACAGAGAAUGAAAAUGAAGAUGAAGAUACAAUUUCAGACAAAUAUAAAGAAAACUUUAACAAGAAUGUAUUUAGCAAAAAAUUGAAACUUAAAGACUAUGAAAAGAUAUUAAAUGAUAAUCACAAAUCAUAUAUAGAAUAUAGAAAUUCUGUUGUACAAAAAUGGAAUGAAAAAACAAGGAUAACUAGUGGUAAAUUAAAUAAAGGUAUGAGUGAAACAACUCUGAAACAAAUUGAAUUCGCUCUAAAUGAUAAGGAAAAGUUGCUUAAAAAAAGUCGAUUGAAACGUUCAGAAUAUAAAAUUGUUGGUAAGGAACAAGUAACAGAAGAUAGUGAUGGUAGAAGAAUUCAAGACCAUGAUUCUGAAAUUUACGAUGAUGAUGACUUCUAUCAUCAACUUUUAAGAGAUUUAAUUGAAUAUAAAUCAUCUGAUAUCACUGAUCCUAUACAACUUAGUAAACAAUGGAUAAAAUUACAGAAUAUGAGGCGAAAAAUGAAAAGAAAAAUAGAUACAAGAGCUACUAAAGGUAGAAGAAUACGUUAUAAUGUACAUAAUAAGUUAGUAAACUUUAUGGCUCCUAUUACAAUAAAUGAUACAUGGACAGAUCAUGCAAAGGAUGAAUUAUAUAGUUCUUUAUUUGGCAGAAUUAAACCACCAAAUGUAGAAAUUGGUCGUUAAGUUUAGGACAAUUAAUAAAAUGUUAAUUUUAUAUAUUUUAAUCAAAAAUAUUUUAUAAGAUUUACAGAAAUUUGAUAAUGAAAUACAGGCAAAAAUAAUUAUAGUUAAUAUUAUGCAAUAAAAUAAAUAAAAA